Molecule: messenger RNA, 4607 nt
Organism: Dermatophagoides pteronyssinus (European house dust mite)
Lineage: Eukaryota; Metazoa; Arthropoda; Arachnida; Sarcoptiformes; Pyroglyphidae
Molecular function (GO): protein binding
Source: RefSeq, a predicted model, not a curated record
CAAAAUUCACUUGGAUCAAAUGACUUUGGCCAAUGAUCAAAUUGCCGUUUCCUUUCUCAAUGAACAAAGACUAAGCAAAAAAUCACUACAAUCUUUACAAUCACCACCGUCAUCAUCAUCAUUAUUAUUAUCAGACAAAGUUGAUUCCGUUCAAACAGAAGUUUUUGUUUUACACAACAAUUGUCACAAUCAUUACAAUCUAGCUGAUGAUGGCGAUGACUUAAAAUCACCUAAAAUAACGAAUAAUAAAGCCAAUAGUAUAAGUAAAAACAGCAACAGUAGUAGUUCAAUUAGCCAUAGCAACGACGACCUACGACAUUCAACGAACAAGAACAAGAACAAGAAGAAGAAGAAAAAAAAGCAAUUUCCCACGCGCUCCAACGACAUUCAUUCGUCAUUAACAACAGCUCAUACGAACAACGAUAGCCAACAACUAAAACAACAACAACAACAACCUGAAUGUGAACAUUUUGAACAAAAUCAAUUUGAACGAAUAUUUGACCAAAAAGUUCAUUCAAACAAUCAAACACCUUUAUCAUCAUCGUCUUGGUAUUGGCUAUUGACAUUAGCAAAUUCUAAACAUCGGCAACAUUAUUUACAACCAGAAUCAACAAGUUGUAUUGAUGAACAAAUAACAACGACAACGAAAAUCAUGAAUCAUGGUCAAAUGUCUUCCUGUCACCUGGCAAUUUCCAGUCAACCAAAAAUGAAUCUACAACAGAAUACAUUAUCGGCAUUUGUCAACAACAAUAGUCAUCAUCAUCAUCAUCAUCAUAACCACAGUCAUAAUCAUAAUAAUAAUCAUCAACGAACAAUGACAGGCAUAGAAGAUUGUCGACAUAUACGGCCAUUAUCUCCGGUAGAAGAACAUCGAAUGCUUCUGUCCAAUUCAAAUGGUUUGACAUUAAAAACGACGCCUUCUCAACAUCAAACGAUAAGAUGUGAUAAUUCAAACAAUCUUAAUAAUGAGAUUAAUAAUCAGUCAUCUUUAUCUUCAACAUUACCUCAUCGUAACCAUAAAAAAUCAAAAGGUAUUCAAUCAACAACAACCACAAAUAAACAACAAAGUUUGUUGAAAUUCAAUCUUCAACCUGGACAUUCAAACACAUUACCAACAAAUUCUACUUUAAGUUCAUUGAUGGCCGCUAAUGGUCAUAGUUUUGGUUCUAAUUUUUUGGAUUCUUCAGCAACAACAUCAGACAACAUGAAUCAACAUUACCUCAAUCAACAACGACAAUUAAGACGACAAAUUUCAUUGAAUAAUUUGGAUAAAAUGAUUAAUUCAUCUUCUUCAAUGACCACAUCAAAUAGUAAUACAAAUUUAACGAAAGAAAAUUCAUUUCAUGUGAAUGGAAAACAAUCAUCACCAGCAUCAAACUCAACUCCAUCGACAAGUAAAGUAAGUUUGUUUCAGCAAAAAAUUCGAGCCAUUCUUUCGCCAUCAUCUAUUAAUAAAGAUAAUAACCAAACACAAACUACAUUGUCUAAAUCUGGUUCAAUUGAUAUCGAUCAUAACGAUAAACGACAAAAUGAAUCUACAUAUCGAUCAUAUGGAAAUCUAGCAUCAUCAACAUCAAUUCAAUAUAAUGUUGAUAAAGAGGAUGCUGUUGUUGGCCGGUUGGAACCAAAAAUAAAACAAGAGCAAAAAAAUUGUGCUAAUAAUAAAAAUAGCGAAUCGUCAUCAUCAUUUAAUGAUAAUGAUUUUAAUGGCAAUAAUAAUAAUAACCAUAAUCAUAAUGAAGCUUCAUUAUUACCAUCGACAAUGCAACAAUGGCAAUCUUCUUCAUCUACUAUGGUCAAUCCAAAUCUAAGCCAUUAUCAUCAACAGCAACAACAACAACAUAUUGAUUCUUGUCUAUUGAAUACAUUGAACAAGUAUACAAUUAGUGCUUCAGUAUCAAAUAAUCUUAAUAAUUUAUCAGCAUCGACAUCGGCAAAAUUGUUGAGACCAUCAUCAAAUGAAUUAGAAACAAUGAUGAUGAGGAACUCAGCUACAGCUACGAUUGAAAGUGAUCAUUAUGAUCUACGUACAGUGUGUAAUAAAUUAUUUGCCAAUAAACAACAAUAUCCGUGUGUUCAAUCGACCAACAUCAACCCGAAUGGCAACAUUCAUUCAAGUUCUGUUGCAGCUACAUCCAACAAGCAAUCAUCAGAUGUUUUAUCAUCGAUGAUGCAAAAAUCUUCAACUGAUACGUGUUUUCGUAAUAUAACUCCUGAAAUGAAUGUCGACAAAGUGACUCGUAAAGAGAGUUUAUAUUCAUUUACUAAUAAAACAUCUCCGGCUAAUAUGCAUCUUCAUCUUCAACAUAAUAAUAAUCAUCAUCAUCAGAAUAAUGGUGUUUCUCAGCCAACCAAUACCAUCACUCGAUCAUCAAAUGUCGAUAACAAUUCCAAUGAACAAGAAGCAGUUACAAAUAGUGUUGUAGUGAAUGAUACUGAUGAUAAUAAAUGUUCAAAUGGACUUAUAGUUCGCUCUUCCAACAACAAUAGUGACCGUAAUUUUGUCAAACAAAUCAUAAAUAAUCAUCAUCCUCAGCAACAACAACCACAACAUCAACAUCAAGGUAGUACGUUAAGUUUAAAUGGGGUUGUAGAACCGACGGAAAGUGUCGAAUCACAUGAUCAUAAUUAUAAAUCGUCAUCCGAAUCUGGUCGUGGUACGAUGAAUAGCCAUACAGAAGAUCGUAAUAAUUUAGAUGUAAAUAGUCCUGGCGAUUUAACAAGUUUAGAUUCAGAUCAAAGUAAUCAUCAAAUUGAUACUGAAUGGAAUAAAUUAAAUGAUAAGAUAAAUAAUUCUGGAGCAAAAUCAAAGCAAAAUUUCAACAAACUUCAACGUUAUCUUGAGCCUAGAUCUUCGAGUAAAGACAAUGAAUUAAAUGGUACGGAUUUCCGAACAAAAUUGUCAAUGAAUGAUGAAACCGAUAGCUGGACUAGUCUUUCUGAUGAUUUGGGCACAAUGAAUAAGAAUCCAUCAACCAAAACAAAAACAACUCUGAAUUCCAAUACAAAUAGAACUAGCAACACAAUGCCAUCAACAAUGAGCAAAAAUCGAUAUCAUCAUCAAAUAGAUAGUAAAUUAAAAACUGACUUUUCCAAGCCAGAAAAUUGUCUAAAUUCUAAUCUAAGCAAACAAACAAAAGCUUCUACAACUCUCAACGGUGAGCAACAGCAACAAUCAAAACCGAUGAUGAAAUUACCACCAAAUCCUCAUAAGUUUAUAACCGAACCAAUGAAAGCGGCCAGAAUGAAUACGACGACGAACAAUAUAUUACCAUCAUAUGAUAAAUGUAUAUAUAGUGUACCAGAUAAAGGAAAAUAUCGUAAUCAUCAUCAACAUCAUUACAAUGCCAAUGAAAUAUUAUCGGCUACAUCUAAUCAUAAUCAUCAUCAUCAUAACCUUCAACAGCAUCAAAAAUUGAAUGAAAAACAUAAUCAUCAUCAGAAUCAUUGUUCUGUGGUGGUUCAGCAUGGUGAUGAUGAUGAUGAUGAUGAUGUGGAAGAUUGUGGUGCUACAUCGAUAGUUUCAAGUGAAACUAACUUUCCUGGCGAUGGUUGUAGUGAAUAUUUAGAUGAUAAUAUCAACAUCGAUAAUAGAAAUGCUCGUCAUCAUAAUGAUCCAUUAAGAAAACAGCUGAAAGGAAUUGAAGAUAUGUAUUCAGAGUUACUCACUAUGCUCAAUCAUCAUCAUGGUAAAAGUGAACAAAAUAAAAAUGGACAACGAAAUAUUUUCAACGCAAAUCGUAAGACAAAAUUAUUUCGUAGAAAUUCGGGUCGUAGUUCAGUCGCUAGUCGAAAUACUCGUGAUCAUCUAUAUAGAAAACAUCGUCAUGAUAAUAAUCGAAUUCGUUCACGAUCUGAAGAUAACAGUCAAGUAUUGGUAAGAUGUCAGCGGUUAGAAUCUCAAGUAUUGACAUUAGCCAAAAGUGUUUCACAGCUUUCGAUCGAUAUACAAUACAAUUAUACGCUUAACGAUCAAAUACAAUGCCUUAGACAUGAUAUGGAAAUGCUUCGAUCUCAAAUGGUUAUCAUAAAACAAAACAUUGUACAACAAUCGAAUAACAAGUUAACACAGAUGAAUGAAAACCAUCAUAAUCACCAUCAACAACAACAACAACAACAGCCGCAGCAAUCAAAUCAUUUAGUGAAUGGUAAAACAAGCCAUAGUAAAGAAUCAAACAACAAUAUUAAUAGUAAAAAAGUUGAUAAAAUUAAAAAAGACGAUCCACCACCGACGCUCAAACAAUUUUUAAAAAAAUUUGGAUAUGAGAAAUAUUUAAAAAAUUUUGAAUCGGAAAAAAUUGGAAUCACUGAGCUAAUGUUAUUGGAUGAAGAUAGGCUACAAAAACUUGGUAUACCGAUGGGACCUAGAUUACGAUUAACGCAAGAAAUAAGAAAUUUAUCUAAUAAUAAUAAUAUCAUACACAAACAACAACAACAAUCAAUGAUGGAUGGAAACGGUAGACAACAACAACAACAACAACAAACACAGCAGCAACAAAUGACAGACAAUUUUAAUAUCUAUGCUGUCGUUUGAUAACAAUGAUGUCUAUUUAUUUAUUCACAUUUUGGAUUAAAUUUCUAAAAAAAAUUUCUGAUUUCUUCAAAAC